Molecule: messenger RNA, 4862 nt
Organism: Toxorhynchites rutilus septentrionalis
Lineage: Eukaryota; Metazoa; Arthropoda; Insecta; Diptera; Culicidae
Gene: cnn
Product: centrosomin
Exons: 9
Coding region: 780-4316 (1178 amino acids)
Biological process (GO): chromosome segregation; negative regulation of centriole replication; positive regulation of DNA-templated transcription
Cellular component (GO): pericentriolar material; mitotic spindle pole; microtubule organizing center
Molecular function (GO): microtubule binding; protein kinase binding; calmodulin binding
Source: RefSeq, a predicted model, not a curated record
UUCCCAGCAGCCGUGGAUAUUUGUCUGUCGUGAAAUGUGAAAUCGUCGGGCAAAAGUUGGAUUAUAAAUAAUUUUGGAUUAUCGUGCCAAAAAAUGCGCGAGGAUAUCGGACUCAAGAAGAGUACCGUACGCAUCAACAUUCCACCGUUUGGUGCUAGCGAAGAUUUCGCGAGAGUGUUUUCGAAUGUGCGAAUGCAAUCUUGAGGUGGAUCAACAGAAAACGCAACGGGGAAACUGUGACUCACCGGGCGAUUAAUGGAAAUGGCAAACAGCCUACCAAAAGGAUUUCAAAUUGUGGUCACAUAAGCGGGUUAUGCCAGUGACGAAGGCAUACCGCUAGCAGCAUUGUUUACAUAAGAUGGCGAAAGAGUGAGAGUGUUGUUGCGUGGAACAAGAAGAAAAACAACCCAACACCGGGCAAAUUCGGGUGAAUAAUUACCCUGCCAAAGAAAACAUGGUGCUUUUUUUCAACAAGAACAAAACUGCGCAAUAGGGAAAAGUGGUCACCGGUUAAAAGUAGAAACAACAUGAGUGAAAAAGAACGACGUGUGUCUUGAAAGGGGAGAUAGAAAAAAGGCGAAAGUAAAAAGCCGCCUGGUGCCAAUAGUGAGGAAUUUAUUGUUUGUUUUGAUUGUUUGGCCCCCGCAAAGAUUCAGAGGAAAGGGGGAAAGAAAUAGAGACGUGUGUAAGUGGUGCAGUAGCAGAGAGGGAACCAAAACUUCUCAUCAAAUCGCCACCGGAGGAGGUGGAGGGAGCCGCAAAGCCUCCAAUGAGUAAUCAUGUCCGGAAUUUUCAAAUACACUCCUAAUCGGACGGCGGCAAACACGCCCAAUCGACGAUCAGCGUUCGGCAGCACCGGAUUCGGUGGAAGUCCCGGUCGUCAGCAAGAUGCUUCUAGUUUGGAUAAUUCAUAUGCCAUGGGCUUUCGGUCGCCUUCAAUGAACACCCUGCCGGGGCAAGGUUCCCCGGCCCAGGGCCGCUCCCUGCGCGAGUUCGAAGAGCAAAUGUCUUCGCUGCGCAAGGAAAACUUCAAUCUCAAGCUGCGUAUCUACUUUUUGGAGGAAAACGCCGGAAUAGGUGUCCCCGCCAGGGCGAACAGCAGCGGAUCUGGCAUCGGUCACGGCUCACCGGAUGGAGCGACGUCGGAGAGCUUGUUCAAGCAGAACAUCGAUUUGAAGGUCGAGGUCGAGUCACUCCGCAAAGAUGUCCAGGAGAAACAGGAUCUGCUCUGCCAGGCCGCCAAAGCAAUGGAACUGAUGGAAGACAGCCAGCGCAAAGCAGAAGAACACCAUCGCGAAGUGGUCGGCGACAUGGAGCAGCGUCUCGAAAUGCUGCAACACGAGCUCAAACAGAUGGAGGCGGUGGAUCGCCACCAACAGCAGCAGCAGCAGAAUGCCACACGGACACGGCUCAACGAGACCGGGCUGCUGGAUUUCCUCGACAAGAUGGAACAUCGGGAUAUGAGUGUGCAGGAGAAGCUUCAAUCGAUGGAGAUGGAGAAUAUGCUGCGGCAGUAUAACGAACAGAACGAGGAGCUCUGCCGUAGGAUAGAAAAUCUGCAAAGACGGGUGGAGGAGAAGGAUCAUAUGAUUGCCAUGAUGGAAGCCGAUGUGAACGAGUUGAGAUUCGAGUGCGCCGAAAUGAAGGAUAAGCUGGAGGAGAACGAAAAGUCAACUUCGGACGCAGAGGUUGCGCGUCUGAAGAAGGACCUAUUCGAGGCCAAGUCGGAACUUGCGGAUAAGCUAUGUGAGCUGGAUGAAACCGAGACCAAGCUGAAGGAGAAAUCUGCCGAGCUAGUCAAAUCGGUGAAGGUGGUAGAAAAGCUGCUCAAGACGAUCACAGAUCAGGAAAAGGAAAGCGCCAAACUGAAGCGUAACUCGAACCCAGAGUCAACUACCACUACUCCCAAAGACCCAGUUAAAAAGAUCGUGACAGACAACGGGGGCAACGCAAGCCACCACCCCCUGUCUGCGGCAGCCCAGCAGCAAAUUAUCGUGGACCAAAACAAGCAAGCAGUGACCCAGGAGGAGUACGAUGGACUCUGUCUGCGGCUGAAAGCGGCCCUGAAGAAGAACGACAGUCUGAUUCAGAAACUGACGGGCAAUUCGACCGAACGCAACGAGAAUGUGCUCAUUCGGCAGCUCAACGAGGAGCUCAUACAGGCCCGCGAGGAAACCGACAAGGCGAACCGCUGGCGUAAGGAGUGCGCCGAUUUGUGUGCCAUUUCAACGGCUCGGCUCGAGGAGUUGGCAGGCUUCCUGGACACAUUGCUGAGGAGCAAAGAGUUCUGCGGAUCACUGUCGAUGGACCGACGAAAGGCGAUCCGCAAAGCCGUCGAUCGGAGCUUGGACCUGUCCCGGAGCCUGAACAUGUCGAUCUCGGUCACCGGAUUCUCCCUACCGGACAACAGUUUGGCUAAUUUGAGCAGUUUGAGUGGAUUCCUGAAUGCUGGCGCUGAAGAUAGCUUCCUAGUGGAAACGCGAACAAGGGCGAACAAGGAGAACAGUUAUCUUAUCCCUCGCGAGCAAAGUGUAGCGAAGGUGAUUGAAUGUUUGAAGGCUGAAAACCGCGAACUAAGGGGACAACUGGAAGGUCGGGGUGGAACAAGAAAAGGAGACUCACGCAAGAAAUUAAUACCGGUGCUCGCAGAUCCACAUUCCGAUUCUGAAGCCUGGUCAGAACCAGAUCGGGACGUAUCGCUAGCCAGGAUCGGACUCGAAGAGCGUUCAUCGCUGAUAAACUCCGGAGUCAAAUGCGAAGACAUUCUACAGGAAUUAAGCUCCACAUCGGAGAACGAGACCAAUGUGAGCUACAUGAAGAAGCAGGGUCAGAAGUUGAAGGAACUACAUGACACCAUUCGCACCCUGUCCGCCGUGAUUACGGCAAAAGACACCCAGAUCUUGGAUGUCCAAGGGCGCCUGGUCGAAGUGGACAAUAAAUUGCAAGAGGAACGGAUGAAGGCCUCCCGAACGCAAUCGGAGCUGGAGAAUACUCGACACGUUAACCAAAGACUGGAGAAAGAAAGUAACGAGUUGCAAGAUCGCAUCAAUGUGUGCGAGAAACUUCUCGAAGAUUUAUCCAAAGACAUCCAACAGAAGGACGAAUGCAUUGAGAAACUCAAGAAAGAUCGCGAACAAGCCUUCGUAGAUUUGCGAGUGGCGGUCAUGAAACUCGAUAGCCUCCGCACCGAGCACCAGGAAGUGCAGCAAAAACAUAAAUCUCAAAUCGAUUCCCUCUUGGAGCAGGAAAAUCAACGACUGGAAGAUGUUCGCAAAGAUCUCACCCUAUCCUUCAAUGACCAACUGAAGGCCAGACAAGCGGCAUUCGACGCCAGCCUAGCGGAGAGUUACAUCUCCAAAAACAUCUACACGGAGAAGAUGAACGAGCUGGAGGAACUGCAUUUCCGAUUGGAGGAUGCUCAUCUUAACCUUAUGAGCCUGUCAGAAAGCGAAUCCAAAUAUAAAAUACAACUUGCAGAGUCGGAGAAAUCCGUCCAAUCGAUGCGCAAGGCUUUGGACGAAUCCACGUUACAAGUUUCCAAAGUGGCUCUGGAGCGAACGAAGGCUCUCAACGAGAAGCGUAUCCUGGAGGAUGAACUGAAACAAAUCCGGUGCGAUUUGGAGACUACAAAGGCUGAAAAGAACGAGCUGAAUGCGAAGUUGGUCGACAUAAGUGCGCAGCUUCGAAACGGCAACAGCAUCAAGCGAUCGCCGACCCAGCGAUUAAAUAGCUCGUCUGGAGCGGAAGGAUCCGCGGCGUCCGGUUAUACUUCGGAGGAGUUGAUUCCGGGGGCGCAAAAGAUCAGAGGUGAAGUGAAAACCCGCCUCGAGAAUUCAUCUCCCGAUCUUGGCAUCGAGAGCGACGCGGGACGUCUGUCCAAUGCGGAAAGCAAUCAGUGUGGGACAACGGCCAGGGAAAGCAUGGGAAGUCCCUCGAGGCCACUGCUGAAAACGCUGGAGCUGACGAAGUCGAUGAGCAAUUUGCUGAUGGAUCCAAAAGAGGAAGCCGAUACCGAGCUCAACUCGUCAGCACUGGAUGCCAGCGACACCAAACCCGCAAUCCAUGAUUGCGCCAAGAUCGAGGCCGAUUAUGCCGAACUGAAACGACGUUACAAACAAACCAGACGCCACCUGGAACUGGCCUACGAUAGUAUCAAAACGUCCAACAAACGCAAGGAACAGCUCGAGCGUGACAUCAAACAGCAGAUCCAGAAGACGAACGUAGUUCUCAAGACAGUCCGGACCAACAUGACGAACGAGCUGGAGAAAGUCUCCCCCGGCAGUACGAAUUCCCAGACCCAGGGCAGGAGAAGCUGAAAGCAGCAGCGCGUUGACCAUAUCCACACACUGAGAACUCAUCAUUCCUAUAAAGAUGCAUACUCUUCCCCGUAUUAGCAACGAAUGCGCCUUCCGGUGGUUCUCGACUGUAGUAUUUAGGCCUCCCGUUCCGCCUUCCUGUCUGUCCAGCGUUAUUUGAUGGCUAUAGUACCCGUUGUCGUUGUUGAUUGAUAUAUUUGUUUUGUGCCAUUUUGGUAAUAGUUGCAGAAAGAAAGAAGGGUUGUAAAAAGUACUCUGAACAUAGAAGAAAAAACAAAAGCAUGUACAUUUCGCGUGUGAAAGCCUAGGCGUUGUAGAAAGCGUAGAAUAGAAUAAGGUUUUUUUUCUUUAUUAUUAGCUCUAGACCAUAUUUUACUACCAAUUUGGUUUGACAUUGUUUUUAGCAAGCAACUGACUGAAAUAUUUUCCUUUUCUAAUUUAGUAUUGCAACAGAAGCGCACACACAACGCACACUAAUUUAUUUGUGACACAUUUGUCGAUAUAUUAACUGAUGUUGUUUCUGAUUAAACCAGUUUUUAAAUUGAA